Miscanthus lutarioriparius is the source of this 630-nucleotide messenger RNA. The record is from the annotation of a GenBank genome assembly. Lineage: Eukaryota; Viridiplantae; Streptophyta; Magnoliopsida; Poales; Poaceae.
AUGCCGCGCCGGUGGCGGGGCGUGGUGGGGCGGGGAGGCGGCAGCGUGCGGUGCGGGUCUGAUGUGUUGGGUCAGGUCAUGCCUUUGGUUGGACGAGAUUGGAGUCACUCUGGUGUUGCUCGACUUUUUUCUGCAAUAAAGGAAAACGGUUAUCAACUACUAUUCCUUAGUGCUAGAGCAAUUGUUCAGGCAUAUCUCACAAAGAACUUCCUCUUCAAUCUUAAACAGGAUGGGAAAGCACUACCCAAUGGACCUGUUGUAAUUUCACCUGAUGGCUUGUUUCCUUCACUCUACCGAGAAGUUAUACGGAGAGCCCCACAUGAAUUCAAGAUUGCAUGUCUGGAGGACAUUAAGGCGCUCUUUCCUUCUGAUUACAAUCCAUUUUAUGCCGGGUUUGGCAACAGAGACACUGACGAGCUCAGUUACAAGAAGAUGGGAAUACCUAAAGGCAAGAUUUUUAUCAUCAACCCAAAGGGUGAAGUGGCUGUGAACAGUUCUGUUGAUGUCAAGUCUUAUACCUCCUUACAUACCCUUGUCCAUGACAUGUUUCCACCAACAACUCUGGUUGAGCAGGAAGACUACAAUAACUGGAAUUACUGGAAGGUGCCGUUGCCAGAUGUUGAUUUGUAG